Sus scrofa (pig) is the source of this 2859-nucleotide messenger RNA. The record is from RefSeq and is a predicted model, not a curated record. Lineage: Eukaryota; Metazoa; Chordata; Mammalia; Artiodactyla; Suidae.
UUAACCACUGCACCAUGAUGGGAACUCCCCAAAAUGGAAUUUUUUUAAGUAAAAAUCACUCAUAACCUACCAUCUAGAGAUAAAUGCUUUUAAUGCUUUGUUAUAUAUAUUUGUAUAUAUAACAAAUUGAGAAAUAUUUGUAUUUUCUCUACUUAUAUCUACAAAAAUAUGAUAUAUACAGCUUUUAAUAUACUAUUGAUUUAACCUAUUAUACAUGUAUUUACUUGUCAUUAAAUACAUAUCUACAUUAUCAUUUUUAAUGAUAUCCUAGUUUAGAUUACCAUACUAACCCCUCAUUGGCAGACACUGGCAACCACUUUGUAAGGUGGUUAUCUUGCAAAAUCAGUUGAAAUGGCUCACCUUUUCUACUGGAGUUCGCUUUUAGAGACCAUCUCUUAAAAGAUGAUGCAUUCUGCCUACCCAGACAGAGAACAGAACCCCACCAAACACCUCCACCCAGUUUUCGCAUUCAAAUAAGUGCAAAUUUAAUUGUUACCACCUUAUCACAAUAUACCAGAGGUAUGCUAAGUGUUUUAUCUAAGAUAUCUCACUUUAUCCCCAACUACUAUGUUCUGUAGGUGCUGCUAUUGUGCCUCAUGUUAUGGCAGAAAAAGGUGAGGGCGCAGGCCGCAACUCAAAUGUGGCCAAGUCCGAAUCGGAGCCCGAGCUCCUGUGCUAAGGUGUUGACUUCCUGUUGCAUUCUAAAAAUUAUCCUGAUUCUUUAAGAGUGAUAAUAAAUAAGAUUUUCUUGUCACUUUAAAAAAUUAAUUGCACCUUUUGUUUUCAGUGUUUGUUUGUUUUUUCUUCCAAUGGUGUUCAUUCUUUUUACUGAAAUAUUUCUGGAGUGAUUGUAGUGUGCUUACUCUUCCUUAAAAUUUUGUCAUUUUUCUUGGUGCCCUAACUCUUGGGGAUUCUCAAACAACUUCCCAGUUGAAUUUCUUAAAUACACAUACAAGUAGAAAUAACAGGGUCGUACUGCUUAAAACAGUUUCUUUAUCCAGGAUUGUGAAUUCAGAAUAAGUCAGGAUUCAUUUUUCAGAGACGAUAAGUGUCUUUUUCCUAAAAGCAGUAUUUUGGAUUGAGAGUUGAUGGCCUAAUUAGCCUUGGACAUUUUUUUAGCUUCUUAUAGAGAGUACUAUAGAUUGUUUCAAAGUAGUAAGGAGGUUUUAUUGUCCCUUAGGGUGCCUGGUUCUGCCUGACUCUCAUUAUUUACUUCCCUGAAUGGCUCCUCUCCAGUGAAACUGGAAGAUAAAGGUCAUCUGGAUGUCAGCAUGGCAGCCACAAACCUGGAGAACCAGUUGCACAGUGCACAGAAGAACCUCCUGUUCCUUCAGCGGGAGCACGCCAGCACGCUCAAGGGGCUGCACGCUGAGAUCAGGCGGCUGCAGCAACAUUGCACAGAUUUAACGUACGAGCUGACACUCAAAAGUUCGGAUCAGACAGGAGACGGAUCUUGUAGAAGCAGUGAACUCAAGAAAAGAUGUGAAGACCUGGAGGCUCAGCUGAAGCUGAAGGAAGAGGAGAACAACGAGCUGCUGAAAGAGCUGGAGCAGAAGAACGCGAUGAUCGCGGUGCUGGAGAACACCAUCAAGGAGAGGGAGAAGAAGUACCUGGAGGAGCUGAAGGUGAAGAGCCACAAGCUGGGUAUGCUGACCAGCGAGCUGGAGCAGCGCGCCAGCACCAUCGCCUACCUGACCUCCCAGCUGCACGCCACCAAGAGGAAGCUCCUGAGCUCCAGCGGGACCUCGGACGGCAGCCCAUCAGGCAGCCCGGUGCUGGCUAGCUACAAGCCGGCCCCGCCCAAGGACAAGCUGCCCGAGACGCCCCGCCGCCGUAUGAAGAAGAGCCUCUCGGCCCCGCUGCACCCCGAGUUCGAGGAGGUCUACCGAUUCGGGGCCGAGAGCCGGAAACUCCUUCUGCGGGAGCCGGUGGACGCCAUGCCCGACCCCACGCCGUUCCUGCUGGCCAGGGAGUCGGCCGAGGUCCACCUCAUCAAGGAGCGGCCCCUUGUCAUCCCGCCCAUCGCCUCGGACCGCAGCGCAGGCGAGCAGCACAGCCCCGCCCGCGAGAAGCCGCACAAGGCGCACGUGGGCGUGGCGCACCGCAUCCACCACGUGACCCCGCCGCAGGCCCCGCCCGAGGUGGAGACGCUGGCGGUGGACCAGGUGAACGCAGGUAAAGUGGUGAGGAAGCACUCAGGGACCGACAGAACUGUGUGAAGGCCCCGGGCCGCCCUGCACCCCGGCUGUCGAUGCACUGUGAUCACUACUAGGAAAAACUCAUCCGCACCUUUUCCUUUCUUUUAUUUUAAAAAAUUCCCAUGCAUGCCAAAUUUUUUCAGACCUGUCAACAGAUUAUUCUCUCCCUGCUCCUCUAGCCCUCUUACUGACACCACAACACGAUCGCGUCCCUGCUGCAAAAAUCCGUAUUUACUAGUCGCUGUGGCCAAACACCUGUGUGCUGACUCGCUUGCUUGCAGCCCCACUGCCGUGUAACCUCAGUACGCUCGCGGACAAAGCACGGGCCACAAGCUGCGUUACUGCUCGACGUUCAAGAGCUCAGAUAGUCACACGCCUAAUUAUUAAGUCGGAGCAACACAUAAGAGACCUUGAUCUCAGCCCUCCGGUUUCAGGGCAGCCUGUCUGGAGCAGCCCUGCUCCCUCCUGGAGACCCGGUAACCUCCUGACACCCCCUCCCCGGUCGGCACCGAUAACCGAGCAGCUGUAUGUGUUAUGUCACAGGAACUAAAUAAGAUGACGUUACUCCUCAUUAUCACCACGACCUGAAUGUGUGCUCAUAUUUUUUGUUAGUUUAUCCAAAAUGUUCAAGAUCCCAACAAACUUUAUUUUCUAAACCUGC